This is a messenger RNA of Myripristis murdjan (pinecone soldierfish), 2510 nucleotides long. RefSeq lists its product as uncharacterized. Gene Ontology annotation, molecular function: oxidoreductase activity, acting on the CH-OH group of donors, NAD or NADP as acceptor; O-methyltransferase activity. The coding region runs from base 142 to 1797 and encodes 551 amino acids. The record is from RefSeq and is a predicted model, not a curated record. NCBI's taxonomy places the organism in Eukaryota, Metazoa, Chordata, Actinopteri, Holocentriformes, Holocentridae. The transcript is spliced from 11 exons.
UGUGCAAGCACUUGACCACGCCCCUUGAGUGUUCAUUUGCAUACCCGCUGUCCUCUAAUGUAACCGUCCACGCGGUACCGGCCACCCGCUGCCGUUGUAGGUAUAUCGACAAUUUCGUGCGACCCGCGUGUGAAGUGCACCAUGCCGCCUGCAAAAGUUCCUGACACCCCAGUGGAACACAUUGUGGAUCUCUUAGAAAAAGCCAAAAAAUUAGCUGAAGGAAAUGGCAGCAUCCCAGAGGAGCUGAAAAGUUACUUGCAGAAGGCUCUGGACAUUGCCAGCGGACUGGAUGACUACCUGGAAAGAAUGACCACCCAAGAAAGUGAACCUCUGGCAGAGCUCUAUAAGAAAACAGUGUCUCAUGACUGGGAACAAGCACAUAAGGAGGGCAAGACUAUAUUCAAACUUCCAAAGGAGUGUGUCACUGGACACGUUGAAGGCCAAACUCUGAAGAUGCUGGUCCACAUGAGUCAAGCCAAGAGAGUCCUCGAGAUAGGGAUGUUCACCGGCUAUGGAGCUCUGUCCAUGGCCGAGGGGCUUCCCGAGGAUGGCUGCCUGGUUGCCUGCGAGUUGGAACCAUACCUCAAAGAAUUUGCCCAGCCCAUUUUUGACAAGUCUCCACAUGGCAAGAAGAUUAUUGUCAAGAUUGGUUCUGCCAUGGAUACCCUGAAGGAGCUGGCUGCUGCAGGUGAGCAGUUCGACAUGGUCUUCAUUGAUGCAGACAAGAAUAAUUACAUCAACUACUACAACUACAUCCUGGACAACAAUCUCCUGAGGCUGCAAGGGGUCAUAUGUGUGGAUAACACACUUUUCAAGGGCAAAGUUUAUCUCAAAGACACCACAGAUGAGAAUGGACUGGCAUUACGACAGUUCAACCAGUUUGUCUCCGACGAUCCACGUGUGGAGCAGGUCAUCGUCCCCCUUAGGGAUGGCCUCAGUAUCAUCCGACGAGUACCCGUGGCUUCUGCGUGCUCCAGUGUGCUGGGUAAAAUAACAGAUGAUGAGGUUUUCCGCGGUGUCGGUGGGCAUCUAAUCCUGGAUCGAAUGCAUCUCGGUGGCAAGGUGGCUUAUGUGACAGGCGCUGGGCAGGGCAUAGGCCGAGCAUUCGCUCACGCCCUGGGCGAGGCUGGAGCAAAGGUGGCCGUGGUGGACAUGGACCAAGUGAAGGCCGCAGCUGUGGUUACGGAGCUCUCUCUCAAAGGAAUCCUUGCUUUUCCGAUUGCCGCUGACGUAAGCAAACCUGAAGACGUCCAGAGGAUGAUUGACAGCAUUGUCUCCAAAUGGGGAGUGAUCCACAUUGCUUGUAAUAAUGCCGGCAUCAACAUGAAUUCAAACAGUGAGGACACCAGCCUUGAGGAGUGGGACCAAACCUUUAACGUCAACCUGAGGGGGACUUUUAUGUGCUGUCAGGCAGCAGGUCGGGUGAUGCUGAAGCAAGGAUACGGCAAAAUUAUCAACACAGCCUCUAUGGCCAGUCUAAUAGUUCCCCAUCCACAGAAGCAGCUCUCCUAUAACACCUCCAAGGCCGGAGUGGUCAAACUGACUCAGACACUGGGAACCGAAUGGAUUGACAGAGGAGUGCGUGUCAACUGCAUCUCACCGGGGAUUGUUGACACCCCUCUCAUCCACUCGGAGAGUCUGAGGCCUCUGGUGCAGCGCUGGCUGUCAGAUAUCCCUGCUGGUAGACUGGCUCAAGUGACAGACCUGCAAGCCGCAGUGGUCUACUUGGCAUCUGACGCCUCCGACUACAUGACAGGGCAUAACUUAGUCAUAGAGGGUGGGCAAAGUUUGUGGUAAAGAGGGGGUCGAUGGAGAGAAGAAACUUUUUCUCUCUCUCCGCUCUCCUGGGAUUACUCUUGGGAAUAGAUAGCACCCAGGUUAUCUCCCUUCCAUUCGUUCACACGGGAAUAUUUGGUCAAAUACUGCUACUUGAAAGGAGAGUAAUAACUUUUGGUCAUUUAACUCCACAAUCAACUUAACAUGGUUUGAUAGAAGCAUUGGUAGCUUUUUGCCCUUUGUGUUCAAUUUAUAUGGAAUCCCUUUGAAACACUGUGUUUAUGUUUAGUGGACAAAAACAACGAAAAGAGGCCAAACUGCAACCAGUCUUCUUGUCACACAAAUUAAAGUUUAUUGCUGACCCAAGCAUCGUCCUGAACGCCGUCCUGUAGGCAGAAAAGGAAAACGGCGAACUGUGCCUUUACACUGGCCCAGUUUGUUUUGUCAAGAUUGUGCCCUUACAUCUGCUCGAUGAUUUCUUGACAUUUUUUUACACUUUGAGAACAGAUUUUUUUUUUUUUACAAUUGCUCUGCUGAAUGUAUCUGUUAGUGGCCCUUCUCAAAAACACUGAAAGAAUCAGGCCUUUUUAUCAUAUCUAUUUCAAAAGUGCAGAGUGCACUUGAGAAGGAGUGACUGUUCAAUAUUUUGAUGCAAUAAGUGGAGCCUCUCUCACAUUGUGCCUGAGUAUAUACUGUAAGUGAUUUUACGUAACUAAAUAAAAUGGCAGAUCUAA